Messenger RNA from Zeugodacus cucurbitae (melon fly), 478 nucleotides. Its product is annotated as larval cuticle protein 65Ab1. The record is from RefSeq and is a predicted model, not a curated record. The coding region runs from base 80 to 391 and encodes 103 amino acids. Gene Ontology annotation, cellular component: chitin-based extracellular matrix. The transcript has a single exon. Gene Ontology annotation, molecular function: structural constituent of chitin-based larval cuticle. NCBI's taxonomy places the organism in Eukaryota, Metazoa, Arthropoda, Insecta, Diptera, Tephritidae.
GGAAGUUGAGAAAGUUAUCCACUAAGUUAACAACUUUUAUCGUAGCAACACAGCUCCAACACAAAACAAACCAGUCACCAUGAAAGCCGCCAUCAUCUUCGCUUGCCUUUUGGCCGUUGCCUUCGCUCGCCCUGAAAUUGAGAUCGUCAAACAAGAUUCCGAUGUUGGUGCUGAGUCCUACUCAUACAAUGUUGAAACCAGUGAUGGCACACAAAAGCAAGAAGCUGGACAAUUGCAGGACAUUGGCAAAGAAAACGAGGCCAUCAGUGUUACCGGCAGCUACUCCUGGGUGGAUGAGAAGACUGGCGAGAAAUUCACUGUCACCUAUGUUGCUGAUAAGGAAGGUUUCAAACCAUCAGGUGCUCAUUUGCCCGUUGCCCCAGUUGCCUAAAUUGUUGACGUGACGAAAUUAAUGUUUAUUCUAAAGUAGGGUUUUUUAUUAUGAAAAUAAAUUGAAUGCAAUUUUUGAAAAUCAAAA